This is a messenger RNA of Theileria parva strain Muguga, 628 nucleotides long. RefSeq lists its product as uncharacterized. The record is from RefSeq and is a predicted model, not a curated record. The coding region runs from base 117 to 518 and encodes 133 amino acids. NCBI's taxonomy places the organism in Eukaryota, Apicomplexa, Aconoidasida, Piroplasmida, Theileriidae. The transcript is spliced from 2 exons.
AUUUAUUUAAUUUUUCGUAAUUUUCUAUUUAUACUAAAAAUUUUACUUAUUUAUUAUUCCGUUUAAUAUGUUUUAGUAUAAUUUUUAAUGAAUAUAAUUUGACAUGUGUAUUUACAAUGUCGUAUCGUUAUUUGAGAAAUGGCCUAUUGACUAGAAGGACAAAACUGUCCAAAAACGGGUUUCAUCCGUUUAUUGAUAAUUUGAUGUGGGAUAUCACAAAUUUCCAUUACAAAUAUUACAUGAAAAACAUUUCAUUAUACAACACAUUAAACAAUCAACAACAAAUUGAGAAGAUAAUCCUGAAUUCUGCUGAUGAUAAGGACUUGAUAUCAUAUGUUAGAUGUGCAAUACCUCAGAUUGUACCUUAUAAAUCGCAGUCGAAUCCCUUUUGUCCAAACUCCUCUAAUAAAACUGGCUUCCAAUUCUUAUAUAAAAAUCUGUUAAAAUAUCCCAGACCAUUUAAAAACAGACAAUUGGCAAUCACAGAUCUAAAAGUUCCAGUUUAUCCAAAACAUUGAUUUUUCACUCAAUAUUAUUGGAAUUUGUAAAAUAUUUAUCAAAUGUUCAACUCAAGUUGUAUUUGAGGAAAAUUCAAAUAUUUUAAACUUUAAUCUGAUUGUAAUGUAUA